AUGAGCUAUUUAUCUCAAUCUAGUCGAUUGACCUUCCUUUUAAUACAACUCAGAAGCAAAGAUUUAAUUACGCCUGACUAAUAUUCUCGACUUUGUGACCAUGCCGCCAAAGACAACCCACAAUUAAAGGAGUUACUGGUUAAUUACGAGAAUGGUUUAUCGUAAAGUGAGCUAAUUGAUGAAUUGUCUAAAAUGCUAAAUAACCAGAAUGGGAAUGAAAACAUCGUCAAAUCCUACUUGUAAGUUGUUUAAUAAUCCUGCUUAGUGAUUCUAUCGUGUGCAUAUGCAAAUAACUCAAGGGUAAGAUUAAGGAGUUUUAUCGCGACAUUAAGGUAAAUUGAAUCUAAAUUAGAUCUCAGUAAGAUAUCAACGAAAUUUAUAAGGAGUGUUUUAUUGCUCAGCAUCAUUAAUAAGAAAUUAAGGAUCUCAUUCGAUUGAUUCUCAAGCAAUUUUAUAUCAAAGAGUUCAAUCUGCUCCAGUUUAAGCAAGAUCAACAAUGUCACAUUCUAUCAAAUAAUUUUGAAUCCACUACAAUUAAGGAAGCCCAAGAAAUUCAAGAGUUCACUGAUUCCCAAUCCCAUCAAUAACUAUUAGGAACUCCAGCAGAUUAUCUUGGUUUAUUAAAAACAGAAAAACUGCCUUAGUAUUGUAUAAUAUCUAAUAAUGAUAUAUUUUUCCUGUCCUUUACUGAAAAAGUUAAUAACAAUUUUAAGCAGUAUCUCAUGAUUACUUCCCUUUAUGAAUAUAUAAUUUCAAUCAUCAAACACGGGAAUCAAAUAGUGGGAUUAAAAAAGUUAUAGACUAUUAGAAUGGAAAUACUGCAGUUGGUCUCGAGAACAAUUAAUAUUUUUACAUACAAACUAAUAUUUCAUAUAUUGGUUUAGAUUAUGAAAUAAUUUAAUUUGUACAAUUUGGUUAGCCCGAUAGACAAAGAAUAUUAUUAGCAAUAAAAGGUGACUAAUUAUCUAUUGUUUACUUUUAAAAGUGAAUGGAAUUGUGUGUUUAUCGAUUUGGAAGGCAAUCUUUCUUUAUAAUUGAAAGAAAAGGUUUAGAGUACUUUCAGAAAGAGUAUCAAAAGAUAUAGUAAAAAAUUGAAAUAGAAAAAGAACUUGUUAGAAUCCUUCUAAUAAGUUACUUAGCAUAAUGAAAUGAUUAUGUGUCUAUUCUUUAACAGUUACUUGUAUUUGUAUUAUAUGACUGUCUAAUGGAAUCAUGAUUAAUUUGUGUAUGAUUUGGAUAUAAACAUAGUUCUCGAUUCAAACUAUCCAGAGAAAUCAAUUAUGGAGAUCCCAUUUACAAGAUCUUCGAGAAGAACCCUGUAGUGAUAUCCAAGGUUAAAGAAUUAAUUGAAUCUAAAAAUGACCAUUUAGAAAUUGAUGAUGGAUCCUAUAAAUUUUCAUUGAAGGUUGAGAGAGGAAGAAAACAAGAAGUCAAACAAAUUUCAGUCUACUUAUUUAACAUAUAAUUGAAAAGGUAAUUCUACUAGUUACAUAUAUAUAAGACCCCUCAAUGAGUUGUUACAGAUCUUCAGAAGCAAAGUUAAAAUAAUAUUAACAUUAAAGAAGGCGACAUUGGCUUUUAAAUCUAAGCAAUUAAUGAUGGAAAACUAGUUCUUUAGAUCAUCAGCUUUGGUGAUGUAUUUACCUGAUCACGAUAUGAGAAAACUGGCUAUUGUUUAUAAUGAGGAUCAUGAUUAAGCCUUAGAGAAAUAUCGUGCAGCCACAAUGAAGAAGAAAUCAAAAAAAUUAUCUUAAUUCCUAGCCAAAUACGAGGAAGAAGAUAAGAAAAAUCCAGAUGGACGAAAAAUAGCAAUAGAUCCUAAUUUACAAGAGAGAUUAUUGGAUUACGAAUUCAAUCUGUUGAACAAGAAACUAUAUAAGAAUAAGUUCAUCAUUGUAUACAACAUCUUUGAUAUGCUCGAAUACACCAAAUAAUACCCUUUGAAAAAUAAAGAGUUCAUCAAUUUUUUAACUGCUCUGAAAUACAAAUAUAAUAAGACAGCAAAUCCAUUUCACAAUUUCACUCAUGGAGUUAAUGUGAUGCAUGGAUGUUUCCUUUUUACUCAUCAUCCAAAGUUUGGGUUUUGUUUCAAUGAUCAACAGAGAUUUGCAAUGACACUGGCAGGAUUAUGUCAUGAUGUUGGACAUCCUGGAACAAAUAACCUAUUUUAAGUAAAUACUUAAACCAAGUUGGCCUUAUUAUACAAUGACAAAUCAGUGUUGGAAAAUCACCAUAUAGCAGUCACUUAUAAGUUGUUGGCCUUGGAACAAUGUGAUUUUUUGGAAUCAGUCCCUAGGACAGACAAAAUCAUGAUCAGAAAAUAUAUUGUGAAUAAUGUGUUGGCAACAGAUAACCAAUUUCAUUUUAAGAUACUUAAUGACAUCGAGAUAAAGUUUGCUCAAUCUUAAGGGGAUCCCAAAAUCUUUGGUACCUUAUAUUACUUAUAUUAUGAUUAGAAUCUGAAGACAACAAGCUUCUUCUAAGUGGGUUCUUGACUCAUGCAGCUGACUUCUUUGGAGCAGCAAAGUCCUAUUAAGUGGCUAGGACAUGGAGUGAAAGAUUAAGGAGAGAAUUCUAGGCAUAGGUAAAUUACUGAUAUUAUGAUUUGUAAAGUCUUAAUUAGAGGAUAUAGUGGGUAUCGCAUAGACUCCGUACCUCAGGAAUUUAGAUGAUGAAGUGCAAUAUGCCAAAAAUGAGAUCGGAUUCUUGAAGGUUAUUGUGAAACCAAUUUAUGAAUCCUUGAAUUAAUUCUCUGAUGGUGCGAUGUCAUUAUAAUUGGCGAAUAUCAAUCUGAGCAUCAAAAAAUAUUCGGAAAUCGUUGAUUCACGGUAAUAAUUAUGA
Messenger RNA from Paramecium octaurelia, 2841 nucleotides. The record is from the annotation of a GenBank genome assembly. Lineage: Eukaryota; Ciliophora; Oligohymenophorea; Peniculida; Parameciidae.